GAGUCUACAAAAUCGACCUUAGCUAAGGGGGUGUCACAGUCACACAUCAUUUUAACUAUUAUACCUGGUAGGACAGAGAACGGGGAAGAAGGGAAGAGCUUUAAAUAAUGCUAAAAUGUUCCUUUCUUAGCCCUUUCUCUUCUUCCAUUGUCUUAAGCUUGGAAGUUGAAAGGCUUGUUCAUUGCUAGAACCCUUGCUGUUUUUGAUUUCUUGAAAGGUAAAGCAAGCAAAUAAGGGCUCAAUGAACAACAACUGGCUUUCUUUCCCUCUUUCUCCCACUCAUUCUUCCUUACCAUCCUCCCAUGAUCUUCAAGCAACUCAGUACCACCAAUUUUCCCUUGGGCUGGUGAACGAAAGCAUGGAAAACCCUUUCCAAAAUCAUGAUUGGAAUCUGAUUAACACUCAUAGCAGCAACGAGGUUCCAAAAGUGGCUGAUUUUCUUGGAGUGAGCAAGUCUGAAAAUCAGUCAGAGCUUGCUGCUUUAAACGAAAUUCAGUCAAAUGAUUCAGAUUAUCUGUUCACAAACAACAGUCUGGUGCCUUUGCAAAACCCCGUGGUGGACACACCAAGCAAUGAGUAUCAAGAAAAUGCUAACAGUAACUUGCAAUCGUUGACAUUAUCCAUGGGAAGUGGUAAGGAUUCUACAUGUGAAACCAGUGGUGAAAAUAGUACAAACACUGUUGAAGCUGCACCUAGAAGAACUUUGGAUACUUUCGGUCAGAGAACAUCCAUAUAUCGUGGAGUAACGCGACAUAGAUGGACUGGAAGGUAUGAAGCUCACCUUUGGGAUAAUAGCUGUAGAAGGGAAGGACAAUCAAGAAAAGGACGCCAAGUUUAUUUGGGUGGAUAUGAUAAAGAAGAGAAAGCAGCUAGGGCUUAUGAUUUAGCAGCACUGAAGUACUGGGGAACAUCCACCACUACCAACUUUCCAAUUAGCAACUACGAGAAGGAAUUGGAUGAAAUGAAACACAUGACCAGACAAGAAUUUGUUGCCGCUAUAAGAAGGAAAAGUAGCGGUUUCUCUAGAGGUGCAUCAAUGUAUCGCGGAGUUACAAGGCAUCACCAACACGGAAGAUGGCAAGCAAGGAUUGGUAGAGUUGCAGGAAACAAAGAUCUUUACUUGGGAACUUUCAGUACUGAGGAAGAGGCUGCAGAAGCUUACGACAUAGCAGCGAUAAAGUUCAGAGGUCUCAACGCUGUUACAAACUUUGACAUGAGCCGUUAUGACGUGAAAGCUAUUCUCGAAAGCAACACUCUCCCGAUAGGAGGAGGCGCUGCAAAACGUCUGAAAGAAGCUCAAGCUCUAGAAUCUUCUAGAAAACGUGAAGAGAUGAUUGCACUAGGCUCAUCCACCUUCCAAUAUGGAACCUCAAGCUCUUCCAGGCUACACGCUUACCCUCUAAUGCAGCACCACCAGUUCGAGCAACCUCAACCUCUGCUAACCUUGCAAAACCAUGACAUGAGUUCUCACUUCUCUCACCAAGACCCUUUACACCAGGGUUACAUCCAAACGCAGCUUCAGUUGCACCAGCAGAGUGGUGUUUCUUCUUACCUCCAGAAUAAUCCUCAGUUCUACGGUGGCUACCUUCAGAACCAUCCUGCAUUGCUUCAGGGAAUGAUGAACAUGGGGUCUUCUUCUUCUUCAUCUGUGUUGGAGAAUAAUAACAACAAUAAUAGCAAUGUUGGUGGGUUUGCAGCAGGGAGUGGGUUUGGUAUGGCUUCGAAUCCAUCGUCGGGUAACGCAGUGGGCGCGGCGGAGGAACUUGGCUUGGUGAAGGUUGACUAUGACAUGCCAGCCGGAGGUUACGGCGGUUGGUCGGCGGCGGCGGCGGAAUCCAUGCAGACGUCAAAUGGUGGAGUGUUCACAAUGUGGAAUGAGUGAGGGAAGGGAAGAUAGUUCCAAGUGUAUGGGGGACACGACAACGUACGAGUCGCCAUACAAUUUUGUUAUGCUUUUUUUUAAUUUUUUUUUUUACUUUCGUUUUUAUUAUUCUCGCAAUUGGAAAAGAAAAAUAGGUGCUUAUUUUCUGAGACAUUUGACCACUAAGGAAGUGAGCAAAGACCAAAUAUAUCUAUUAUUCAUGUCUUUUAUUAUGCCCAAUGUUUGUGAGAAUUUUGCUUAGGGUAAAUUACUCUAAGUACCCACUAAUCUUCUAUUCGCUUAG
Molecule: messenger RNA, 2165 nt
Organism: Vigna radiata var. radiata (mung bean)
Lineage: Eukaryota; Viridiplantae; Streptophyta; Magnoliopsida; Fabales; Fabaceae
Product: AP2-like ethylene-responsive transcription factor PLT2
Exons: 10
Coding region: 242-1882 (546 amino acids)
Biological process (GO): regulation of DNA-templated transcription
Molecular function (GO): DNA-binding transcription factor activity; DNA binding
Source: RefSeq, a predicted model, not a curated record